UUCUUCAUCCCUUAAUUUCAAACUAAGCUUUAAACAAACAAAAAAAAUGGGUUCUAAGGCAUUUCUGUUUCUUGGUCUUUGUUUGGCUAUUUUUUUCCUGAUAAGCUCUGAGGUUGUAGCUGCUGAGUUGGCUGAGACUUCCAAGUCAAUGAAAUUGGAUAACGAGAAUGGAGUAUCUAUUGACGGACGUAGUGGAUAUUAUGGUGGUGGUUAUAAACGUAGAGGAUGCCGCUAUGGUUGCUGCAGGAAAGGUUACAAGGGAUGCAAAAGGUGUUGUUCCUACGCAGGUGAGGCCAUGGAUAAAGUCACUGAAGCUCAGCCUCACAACUGAUCAUUAUGUGUAAUAUAUAAAGAGUGUAAGUUAUAUAUGCCGUUAGCGUAUAUAACUUAUACAUUGUGCUACUUUAGACCUUGCUUGUAACAAGUAUGAAUAAAGCCAUUCGGUUCUUAGGGAUGGUUGGUCAUGUAAUGUUUUGUUGUACAAUAUAUUGUGAUAAUAUGUUUCCAUAUUGUUUAUUUU
Nicotiana tabacum (common tobacco) is the source of this 520-nucleotide messenger RNA. The record is from RefSeq and is a predicted model, not a curated record. NCBI's taxonomy places the organism in Eukaryota, Viridiplantae, Streptophyta, Magnoliopsida, Solanales, Solanaceae.